Messenger RNA from Daphnia pulex (common water flea), 1876 nucleotides. Its product is annotated as UDP-glycosyltransferase UGT5-like. The transcript is spliced from 7 exons. The record is from RefSeq and is a predicted model, not a curated record. Gene Ontology annotation, molecular function: UDP-glycosyltransferase activity. Lineage: Eukaryota; Metazoa; Arthropoda; Branchiopoda; Diplostraca; Daphniidae. The coding region runs from base 222 to 1766 and encodes 514 amino acids.
GAAUUGAAACGAUCGGUAGUAGCAGUAUCUAAAAGAAAAAACCCGCACUAUUUCUAGAUGGCAAUUUGUUAGAUUUACAGGGGAGAAGAGAGCGACACUGGACAGUGUACAUUUUACUGACGAAAACAAAAGAAACUAGCGUAAGUUCGUCAUUACAUUUCCUGCAACAUUAAAGCCAAUAAGAAACGGGUUUUCUCUCGACAGAGGGGAUAGAAACAAAAAUGAGAAAACAGUUUUACUCUCUACUGUUUAUGACCUACCUUUCGGCGACAUGUAUGGCAGCGCGCAUCCUUGUUUUGUCUCCGCUGGGUCCACGAAGUCACAUGCAUUCGUUCAUGCCGAUGGUUGAAACCUUAGCAGAAAAAGGGCACCAGUUAACCGUCGUAACACCUUAUGCUCCUAAAACUGAAGCGCCAAACAUACGGAAGAUCACCAUGGAUGAAAUGAUUGACCUCGUCGAGUUAGAGUGGUACGAUUUCAAGGAGCACAGUCUCUUUGAUACAAUGGCCGAUUUUUCCCCAUUUGUCCAAUUAGUUAUGACAACUGCAUAUAAGAGAUUCGUGGCCAACAAGGAGAUUCAAGAAAUCAUACAAAAGAAAAACUACGAUAUCGCCAUAGUAGACGCCAUCAUCAACGACUUUUGUUUUCCACUAGUGGAUCACCUGGGAAUCCCCUUGAUUCUCUUUGAUCCCGGGCCAGGAACAAUUUGGAAUUUGGAAGCAAAAGGUGUAACUCAAGAUUACGCAAGAAUACCGCCGUUAAUCGGUACCUUCUCUAGUCAGAUGACGUUUUUUGAAAGGGUACAGAAUGUCGUAUUGAAUGAAGGAUUUCUUCUUUUUCGAAAGUGGUACCUCUUACCGGUUUUAGACCGGCUAGCUAAACUGGAUUUUCCAACUGCACGACCAAUAUCGGAAAUUGAAAGAAAUGCUGAAAUUUGCUUUGCAAACAUUCAUCCGGCAUCCAGUUGGACACGUUCCCUUCCGCCGACAUUCAUUCCUGUUGGGGCCAUGCACGUUAGACCGGCCAAACCGCUUCCACAGGAUUUACAGGAAUUUGCCGAUGCAGCAGAACACGGAUUAAUUGUAUUUACACUCGGAUCUAAUUCUCGAGUUUCUUCUAUGCCAGUUCCCAUCCAGGAAACAUUUCUCCGUGUGUUUUCUCGUCUGCCGCAACGUAUAAUUUGGAAAUGGGAAAAGGAUGGCCUAUCCCAAAUACCAGAUAACGUCAGGUUGGUUGACUGGCUGCCUCAGCAGGAUCUCCUAGGCCACAAAAACACUCGACUUUUUAUCGCACACGGCGGUAUAAUGGGAAUUCAAGAGGCAAUUUACCACCAAGUUCCAAUACUCGGAUUACCACUGGGAAGAGAUCAAUACGCUCUUCUUAUUCGAUCAAGUGAAGAGGGAUAUGCCAUCAAACUUGAAUGGGAAAACCUGAAUGAAGAAUUGUUGUAUGAAUCUAUUCAAAAACUUUUAAAUCAACCAAGCUACAAGGGUAAUGUGACUCGCAUGUCCAGCCUGAUGCACAAUGAACUAAUGCCAUCAAGAGAAGUAGCCGCCUAUUGGGUAGAACACGUCCUCCUCCACGGUGGAACAAAACAUCUGCAAAGGAAAGAAAUGCCGUUCUAUCAACUUUAUCUCCUCGACGUUUCACUCUUUUUGUUUGUGUCUUUGACGCUGAUAAUGUUUGCAACCUACAAAACUGGGGCAUCCGUUUUUCGAAGAUUUAUAAAUAUUCCGUUAUUUUGUCGAAAAGUCAAAAUACACUAACCAUUUAUUGUAGCUUAGACGAAAAUUAUUGUAGCAUUAAAACUAAUCAAUGCCAAAAUUAUUAUUGAACAAUACAGUUAGUUGGAAGCCAAACAUUUGGUAUGCUUAAA